AUGAAGUGUUGGACAGUUCUAGCCUUGACAGUCUCUGCUGUCUUACUUGGUGUUGGAUAUGCUGAAGAAACUACAGCGCUUGACGAUUUUGAAAAACAACUUAAUAGUGACAGUGAAAAUGAUGGGAAAUUGUAAGUCGUACUGUUUGGUUUCUCUAUAAUGAUUUACGUUAUUUAUUGACAUGCAUUAUUUCCCUAUACGUAUUCAGUUUAUGGCGCCAUUUGUGCUGUUGCAUGAAGGGAUUAGUAUGUGUCAUUCAUACCUGCAGUUGGGGUUCGAAUCAUGCAAUACGCAGUUAUCUGAUUAUAAAUUUUGACUCCGUUGCAUGUGAGAAGAAUGCUUCCAGUUUGACUCCGUUAAAACAUCACAGCUUUUCUCUGCUUUCUCUCUGUUUCUUUAAACACCGUAUACCAAUAAGAGAUGGAUUUCUAGGAAAAACAGUUAAGAACUGACACGAGAUGAUCAGCAACUGGGCUUUCUAUACUCAGUGGUUAAGAACGCUGUACCAGCUAGCAUCGUGGGGCAAAAUUUUUCGCAGCUGCUCCCCGUUAGGUCUAAAAUUUGAUAUAAAUUUUCGUUCCAACUUUUCGUCUACAAAAGCCCGUCUACAUGCAUAAAUGAAGUCAGUUUAACUAGUUAAAAGAAUAUUUUAUGAUUAUUUUAACAGCCAAGCUAUUUUAUUUAUGCAGGGCAGAUUCAUUCAUGAAUCCAGAAAAUGAUGAUGAAGAUGAUGACGACAACUCGUAAGUAAAAACCAGGUGAUCUUGUGUUCGUAUUUUAGCCAAUCAGCGCUCAGAAAGGGUUGUCCGAAUAGAAAUCCAUUUUGAUGUAUUAGUCAAUUAUAUCUUUCGUUAUUCUUUAUGAAACUAGUUGAAAUUUUGUAAUUAUGUUUGGUUAUGAGAACUCUAGCUCUGACAAAAAUAUGGAAUCGAAAUAAAGUAUAUUACAGGAGAUAUUCAGUUGUUUUAAUCAUAAAAUGGAUUUCUAUUUGACAACUAGUGCCAGUACUUUUCCGCGUAUCAAGAUCAUUUGGAAGUUUUCAAAGAGAUUUUUAUCUAUUCAACGUAUUGUCCAAUAAUAAGUCGUCUAAUUUUGUAUGAUGUGAUUGUUUAAAUUUGCAUGCAGUCUUGCAGAGCUUUUACACUCAUGAUUUUAUGACCACCUGCUCGAUUAAUUAUUCCAAUUAAAGGUUAUUUUCAGAUAGGCAACCAAUCUCGUUCCCCGAGCAUGCCCGUUCGCAGGUUAAGGGUGGGCAUAGCUCUGGAGAAAUCGAAUUGAUUCACGUUGAAUUUCCAACGUGAGUUCUGCGCAUGCUCGGCAAUGUUGCAAAAUAUAAAUAAAGUAUUUAAUAGAAUUUCCGAUUUCGCGUCGAAAAUUUGAUACAUUUUACACUGAAAUCGAAUUGAAAACAACUAAAAAUUCUGGGGGAAAUAUGUACGAAAGCUUCGGUUGGAUAGGGAUACAGCUACCUGAAAAAUACAAGGAGAACUUCGACGUUUCGAGCGAAGCUUCGAUAUGUACUGUUAGUGUUUGUAUACAUCGUACUAAUUGCUGAUAAAUAAUAAUCUCCUCAAUAAUAAGUAUUAUAUAUUUUUAUGCUUUAAAAUUUACAUUUAUAUAACUCUCCUGUUAGAAUUUAUGGCAUACGUAGUGAUAGCCUGUUAGGUAUGACAGUAUAUAAAAGGUCAAGUACGAUGUAUACAAACACUAUAAACAGCACAAGUCGAAGCGCCUUCGCUCGAAACGUCGAAGUUCUCCUUGUAUUUUUUAGGUAGUUGUAUCCCUAUGAAUCCGCAGCUUUCGCACAUAUUUCCUCCAGAAUUUCUAGUUGUUUUCAAUCGAUUUCAGUGUAAAAAGUAUCAAAUUUUCGAUGAGAAAUUCCAAAUACUUUGUUUAUAUAGACCUCACGUUGGAAAUCCAACGUACUAUCUGCCGUUAGCCAAUCACAGGCCUGAAUCAAUUCGAUUUCUCCAGAGCUAUGCCCACCCUUAACCUGCGAACGGGCAUGCUCGGGGAACGAGAUUGAUAGGCAACCGUACUUUUAUUACGUUUGUUUCCUGCUUUUUGAAGUUUUUGUAAUUUUAUAAGGCAACAAUAAAAGUUUUGUAUCUUGUAUCUUUGUAUCCCAAAAUGACUUGUUCCUGUUGCUGAAGUAAAAAUUGGUGAAAUCCAAAAUAUACACACCGUGAUGAAUCAUUCCAUACCAAAGUAAACCAUGGACCAUCCAACAUAUAUAUUAUACCACUAUAUACCAUACCAAAUCAUACCAUACCAUACCAUACCAUACCAUACCAUACCAUACCAUACCAUACCAUACCAUACCAUACAACAGUACACUAAUAUAAACACUUAUACACCUAAAAUUUAUUAUAUAUAGGUAAUUUUACUAUUAAUGCUAAAAGCUUUACUUUUAAGACAAUUAAAGCACUAGUUCAUGUGAACACAAUAAUAUACUUCUUUCAAUUCAGAGAGAACGCCUUGGACAAUGUAAAUGAGACCCCAUCAAACGACGAAGAUAAACUUAAAAUGUUCAAACGUACACCAGGGCGUCGCAGACGUCGUCGUAGACGACGUCGUCGUCGCCGCUUUCUACGUAUCCGUGUUCGUGGGAGAAGAAUCAAGGAACGUGUUAAAAAAAUUGGGAAAGGUCUGAAGAAAGUUUGUAAAUUGGUGAAAAAUGUUAAAAACAAAAGUAAGUGCUGGCACAAGGAGUUAGGCAGUUUUCCACUAGGCGAAUUUGUUUGCGCGAAUCAAUUCGCCUAUUGGAAAACUAGCUUAAAAGGGAGACAGAAGUGGUGGUUAGAGGGCUACCCUUCACUACUGAGUUUAGCCUGCCACCUGAAGGUAUUGAAUUUUGAAGGUAUUGACUAUUGAACUGGAAAAGUGCGACCUUUUAAAGUGGUCCAACCCCAGAAAACCUUUGUAUUUUUAAGCCUCUGGAGCUCGAUUAAUCUGCACUAUAUUUUCUGCACUAUAUUCCAACCGAUAGCAAAGCGUUGGUCACAGAAAUAAUAAAAUACUCUUAUUAAGUUAAUUAUUAAUGCAUUUCAUUUAGUUUAUAUUUGGAAAAAAAGGGAUCUUCGCUGGGGGGGGAGGGGGCAACAAGAGGCCUUGUCGAUGAAGUGGGGUGCACUCAGCAUGUUAAACUGCCAGUACCUUGACCUGUGGGCUCUUAGGAGGCUCCCUACAGUUUCCAAUAUAUGUCAGUGUUUUAAACUAAAACCUAUUUAAUUAAUUUGAGUCUAAUAAAAAACACUAUUUUUUUGCACAAGCCAUUGUUUCCUCUUAUAUAAAAGAGUAAUUUUAACCCACAAUCGCUACUCUUCACCUUACCAUGACAACAUGACGUCACCAUCUAUAUGGCCUAUAUCGUCCACAAAAGCCGUCUUAGCGGACAAAUAACCACGGUGACUUACCUCAGUUUUAUAUUGCGGAAAAUACAGUGUUAUGAAGUUUUGAAUUUUGAAAGUUAUAUGAAAAUCGCCAGUGUAGUUUUCGAGACUGAAACUGAAUUUCAGCCUUUAAGAUUGCAUUUUAGCCUUAUAAAACGGUCCGUCAUGGAAUGUCAGUGUGCCAAUGUUGAAAUUUCGUCUCUCUCCAAGGUUAAUCAUAGCUAUGGCUAUGUGCAACUUUUAAUUUGCUUUAAUUUUUUCUAGCUGUGAAAAACGUUUGCAGCUCCGUCAAUAUACUUGGAGAUGAAGGUAUGUGCGGAAAACUGAUGAAAUAUGUGUGCACAAACUGUCAGUAAACAAGGCAAUUCGGACAAUUUGGGUAGCUCUAUCGGUGUAGUCUAUAAAGCUCCCCUUAAAGGCCCAGUAAAGGUAAUUUCUCAUUGGUCCAAUGUUACUACAUGCAGCCGGAAACUGCGCACUAACCACUGUGUCAUCAUCAACAGCCCCCGCACAACACCUAAACCAACAUAGUCAUAGAUUCAUUAUAUGUAUAUUUUUAUUUAUGUCAGAAUUCCCGAAGCUGACAAACGACGAAACGUUUAUCCAAGCCGACGAAUUAGAAGACGAAAGCUGGCUGAAGGAAGAACGCAGCGAUAACCAUAACCCUUAAAAUAAUCGUGUAACAGAAUGAUGUAUAAUCACAUACUAUUAAGUAUUAUUGAUGUAAUAAGACUGAUCCAAAACUUUAAUCUUUAUGCAUGUACUUUCAUAAUUUCACGCUUUUUGAAUAAAUCCUAC
This is a messenger RNA of Paramuricea clavata, 4190 nucleotides long. Lineage: Eukaryota; Metazoa; Cnidaria; Anthozoa; Malacalcyonacea; Plexauridae. The record is from the annotation of a GenBank genome assembly.